AUGGCUGAAACUGCUCCGGCCUUCGACGUUUGCGGUGUGCGCGUGGCCCAUGACCCCGUCAAGGGCAAGGUGGUCUUCAGUGAGCGUACUUUCCGGCCUGGCCAGGUCAUCUUCAGCGAGCUGGCGUUCGUAGCGGCCCCAUGGAGCACUGAUCUGUGCGGCGGAUGCGAAGAACUCCGAUCUUCCUCGGCAACUGCCUCAAGCAACCCAUUGGUAAGCCCCCGUCACCGCUGUCAUUGCGAACGCACUGGUGCACCCAAGAUCAUGUACUCUCCGAGACUGCAUGACAACGUAGGUCGCCGCAACGUGGUUGUAGGCAUCAUGAAGACCAUCGAUGGAAUCGAGGAAAUUGACCGCGCACGUUGCAUCCUCAAAUGUCUGGCCAUGUACGAGUGCGACCCUCAUGCAUUGGACGGAAUGAUGGACCUCACAUGCGUCGGACAGCAGCGGGUUACGAACGCAACCUUGCAAUUGCGUCGUCAACUACCGGAUAUCUUCCCCGCGGGCUUCACUGACCAGCAGAUGGCUACACUUAUCGGAGUGCUCAACACGAAUUCGCACGAGCUGGAGAACCUCGGAGGCUCCGGGCUGUUCCUGUCAGCAUGUCGCAUGGAGCACAACUGCAAGCCCAACUGCAGCUUCACGACUUUUGAUUCCACUCUUUGGAUGACUGCCAUCCGCCCUAUUGCACCAGGAGACGCUCUAUCAAUCGAUUAUGGUAACUUCUUCUACCGCCCGACGCCCGAGCGCCAGGAAUGUCUACUGGAGUCGUAUGGGUUCAUAUGUACGUGCGAAGCCUGCGUCUCGUUACCGGACCCUACACGUGCUGUUCGCUGUCUAUCAAGAAACUGCCCACAGGGUGUCAUGCUGCCGUGUCCUGCGCGCACCAACACUGCCAGCAGUAGCAUUCAACCAAAAAAAAUGCAGUUUGAGUGGCGAUGCCAGACUUGCGGUACGACCGCAGAUACUGCAGAGCACUCGCGGAUCUUUGCGGCGGAGCAGGAACUUUUGGAGAACGGAUUUCCAGAGAGUCUCGAAGAGGUUGACGCUGUGGUGAGUCGUGGUGUGCUACACGAGAGUCAUUAUUUGCUGUUCUGGGCAUUGGACAACAUUGGCUGCGAGGCUGCUAUUACCACUGCCUUCCGGGCCGAUGCGCAGAUGGCUCAGGACCGUCGCGUGUUGGCCCAAAUCUGGGAGCGCAUUAUUACCUACAUGAACGUGGUCGUUCCGACGGCUCACCACGAGAAGACCAUCUACUACGACAAUCUAGCGCAGGUUCAAGUGGUGCUGGGAAAUCUUGGUGCCGCCAGUCAAGCAUAUGCGCGCGCGUACGAGGUAUCGUGCCUGGUUAGUGGCACAGAUUGCUCCCCGACGCGCAAGCUGCAGCGCUUGAUGGAGAAGCCUCCGCAGACGGCUGAGGACUUGCGCCAGCAUUACGCAGCGGAGGCGCAACACCGCCGGCGCCCUGCCAGUGAGGCGGACGACGAAGAUAUGGAGGAGUGA
Phytophthora infestans T30-4 is the source of this 1503-nucleotide messenger RNA. RefSeq lists its product as uncharacterized. The record is from RefSeq and is a predicted model, not a curated record. Lineage: Eukaryota; Oomycota; Peronosporomycetes; Peronosporales; Peronosporaceae. The coding region runs from base 1 to 1503 and encodes 500 amino acids. Gene Ontology annotation, molecular function: protein binding. The transcript has a single exon. Gene Ontology annotation, cellular component: nucleus.